Molecule: messenger RNA, 3866 nt
Organism: Drosophila ficusphila
Lineage: Eukaryota; Metazoa; Arthropoda; Insecta; Diptera; Drosophilidae
Exons: 6
Coding region: 409-3327 (972 amino acids)
Cellular component (GO): plasma membrane
Source: RefSeq, a predicted model, not a curated record
UGCCCUCCAGGCGAGAGGAUGCUGCGGCUUGUUAGUGUUGUCAGUGUAGUCAGUGGUAGUCAGUGUAGUAGUCAGUGUGUGUCGUGUUUUUUUCAUACUUUUCGGUGGCAGAACAGGCAGAACAGCAACAGGAAUCAGUUUGUUUCAAGGCGUCGGAGCGCGCGGUUCGGAAAUAGAAUCCUGCGAGGCGGGUGGUUAUUGUCGUGUGUUUUUUGCAGGACUCGUCGUGUUUACAGCCCGCAACUGCUGUCAAAGGAGUUCCCCCAUGAGCCAUGAGUGCUGGUUGUGUGGGCGAAUGCCUUGAAUAAACGCUCCUCAAAUGCUGGACUCAUUAGCCAAAAACAUAGGAUAUACUUGUACUAGAUCUAAAGCGAGUUACUCGGGACUGAGAGGAUAACUAGUGUGACGAUGAUUCAGAUACUGACACAUCGUCCCAAUUGCAGUCCUUUAGUGGUGUUUGUGUUGCUUCUAAUCGACCAGCGACUCUUCGCGGACUCGAGUGUUCCAGUAUUGCAAAAUCCCUCGGAUGAGUACACGAAGUACGUCCCGAUCGAGGAACUCAAGUUGCCAGAGGAUCAGGAACUGGUGGUCCGACUGCCGUCAAACUCGCUGCUCAAAUACACAUCCUACAAAGAUGUGUCCAUCCUGCAUUUCGAUGUUCCACCCGAUUCUCGAACGGCUUACUUCACCUUCAAAGCCUUCGAGGAUCCCAAAAGUGCCUUUCAACGGAAGUGUAAGCCUAAGGAUGUGACAUUGCAUCUGAAGGCGAGCAGUUACCCAGUGAUAAGUCCAGAAAACAUAACCUUUCCAAAGAACUUCUUUACCGCAGAUCAGAGAUAUAAAGUUUAUGACCUGCAGUUUUUAUCUAAUGAACAGCAACAGCAUAUUACCAUUGAAGGACCUCACAUUGGCAAUUGGUUCGCAGUGGCUUUUGUGAGUUGGUCGGAUCCCAAUAAUGACCGCAUUGAACAACAAGGACUCAGUGCAUCGUGCGACACCCUGUUGUCGGCCGAAAUGUCCGUGUCCCGCUUCCGUCCGGUUAUCAUAAACAGCGGUCAGGAGCAUCAGGACAAUCUGACGAGCCUUGUCCUCCCCGACCUGAAUGGAGCCAAUGAAACCAGUGCCAAGGAGGGACUCAACACAUCCAGACCCCUUCGCUCCGUUCCGCCCAAGCAGCAGAAACAAAAACAUGCGGCUUUAAAGGAAUCCAAAGGGUUUUCGGGACAGGGGGACAAACCCAGCAGAGCUGCUCGAUUUCAAAACAUCACGGAAAACCACAACAGCACGCGGACCGCAAACAAUGAAAUCAUUUACAGAUUCUAUGUGCCAGACGAUAUCGGCGACGCUUUGGCCCGCAUAAUGUUCGACCAGGUUUGCGACGAUUGUCCCUCGGUUGGCUUCCAUGUGCGGGCCAAUGGUUACCCACUGAGCGGUACGGAUCACUACCACAGUCACGGCACCAUCAUCCGGCCAAACCAGACCGCGGAAAUAUCAAUUCCAUUCGGCGUGCAGCCAAACACGUGGCACUACGCCCUCUUGACCUUUGUCAACGGGGCGGAUGAAUCGGAAAUACCUUUGGAGAGCAGUGUGAAUUAUAGCUUGCCAUAUGCCCUGCAAAUUGAUUACAUUACGGAAGAGCCGGCAGAGCUGUUGGAAAAACCAAAGAGUGUGGAAAAUGGCUCUAAUAGUUCCGCUCCCAAUCCCUGGGAGCCAACAAAGUUCCGCCAAAUGAACUUUUACUCGCUGCUGCGGCAAACCUACCGUGAGUUCUUCAUGUUCGACUACGAUCUCCGGCCGGAUGUUAAUGGCACGGUGCCCGAGACCCUCAAUCUUACGGCCAAGAUCCACUCGGGGUUCGCCUUCGAUCUGGGUGAGGUGUCGGACAUUGGAGGCACUCUUACCUUUGCCAUUUCCAUGAAGGAGGCCCAUCGCGCGAGUUUGAGGAUGAGUCUGCCCACUCAGCCGCCGGAUUUGGGUGGCAUCCUGGCCGAGAGGCUGAUCGGGGAUCCCAAGGAUGAGGUGGUGCCCGCCACUACUGCAGCCAGUAACCAGAGCAUGCAGAUUGUGGUCUGCACGCAGCUGGGUGAACCAGGUGAACCCGAGUAUCCGGACAAGUGUCGCUAUGGACAGCGGUUGAAACAGGCCUCCAUUAUUGUAAAUCACACGGAGAGCAUGGGAUUGGUGCACGUUCCCUUUCCAGAAAGUGGAAGAUGGUACGUGACAAUGGGUCUCUUCUGCCAUGGAUCUGGAACCGCUCGCGUGUCAAUCCUAGACAGCGUUAAGGAGUUUAUCAGCAAGCACCAGGACACCCUCCAGGAUAUGCGAUCCCGUUGCAGCUGCGCAGAAUCAGUCCCACGCUACUUGGCCUGCAUUAAGUCUCCGGAUUGCCUAGCAUCGAUGAACGAAAGCGAGACGCUGAAGGUGAAAGAGUGCCUCCUGGAAGACCAGUGCAGCAGCAAUCCCCAGGAGAUGACGCGGCUCUUUGUGGAGCACCACAAGGCGUCGAUGGAGCAGCACCUGGCGGUGGAGAACUGCAACACCUCGGUGGUGUUCUCGGUGUCCUCCAGUCCCUGUGUGGCGGGCAGGUGUGGACGCUUCGGCAGGUGCUAUCACUACAUGUCCGGAGGAUUCGUCUUCUCGACGUGCGUUUGCUCGAAGGGAUACCGGGGAUGGGACUGCACGGAGGACUCGCAGGUGCCCACCAACAUGUCCAUCCUGCUGGCCACUCUGCUGCUCACGCUGAGCAACCUGCUCUUCUUCCCGAGCAUCUACAUGGCGGUGAAGAGGCGCUAUUUCACCGAGGGCGUCAUCUACUUCUUCGCCAUGUUCUUCUCGAUUUUCUACCACGCCUGCGAUGCCGGCGAGGAUGAGUACAGCUUCUGCCUGGUGAAGAUCGGGGUGCUGCAGUUCUGCGACUUCUACUGCGGCCUGCUGAGCAUCUGGGUGACCCUGGUGGCCAUGGCCCACGUCCGUCCCGAGUUUGUAUCGCUGCUCCACAUGUUCGGCGCCAUCCUGCUGGCCUUUGGAACGGAGCUGAACAAGCAGAGUCUGUGGGUGUUCCUGGCCCCGGCUCUCACGGGGAUCUGCCUGAUCUCGACCAGCUGGGGAUUGCGGUGCUCCAAGUCCCGGAAGCUCUUCCCGUCGAGGAGGUACCUCUCGGUGUGGCUGCCAUUCGGACUCACCCUCGUGAUCGCCGGCCUGGUGUGCUACGCCUUCCUGCAGACCAAGCAGAACUACCACAUCGUCCACUCCAUUUGGCACAUGGUCAUGGCCCUGAGCAUCCUGUGCCUGCUGCCCUCCAGAAAGUCCUUCCUGCCGAAGUGCUAACACGCGGAGUUCAGUUCCCAUGCCGCGGAGCUCCUGCUGUCCCAGGACCAGGAGUUCCACAUGUGAGAAUGGUGACUUCGUGGCCGGAAACCCAGGACCUUAUAGCUUUCCCUCGCCCGCCAGGCGAACAACGUUACAGGACCCUAUCUAGUUAUAGAAUAAACCCUUACUUAGUUUGUACAUAACAAUACUCAUAGCAGUAGUUGGUAAAAUGAAGAGAUCUUGGAAUUGAUCAAAUGAGCACUGAACGUUCACUAAAGGAUGCACGGAUAAAUAGAUGGAUACUGAUACGCAAUCGUUAUGAUGUUUGUUUACCUAUCCUAAGCCAUACAAAUCUACGCACUAAGGCCUAUUACUCUAGAACUUAUUUCAACAGCCUUACUAAAUUUAAUGAAAUGCACGCGUGGAAAUGUGUACCAAUAACUUAUAGUGUAUAUAACUACUUGCUAGAUAAAUCGCAGAUUGUAAGAUUAGCUGGUAAAUAGGACCUAAUCUUAACAAUUGUCUGCACUUAUUUAAGAUAACCAAUAAUUGACAUA